Messenger RNA from Spea bombifrons (plains spadefoot toad), 1718 nucleotides. RefSeq names its product beta-secretase 2 (gene BACE2). Gene Ontology annotation, biological process: membrane protein ectodomain proteolysis; amyloid-beta metabolic process. Gene Ontology annotation, cellular component: endosome; membrane; trans-Golgi network. The transcript has 9 exons. The coding region runs from base 210 to 1718 and encodes 502 amino acids. Lineage: Eukaryota; Metazoa; Chordata; Amphibia; Anura; Pelobatidae. Gene Ontology annotation, molecular function: aspartic-type endopeptidase activity. The record is from RefSeq and is a predicted model, not a curated record.
CUCCCUUUUGUUUAGCCCCGGGCCAGUGCUGGGCUCUGGCUGGGGUUUUACUUUAGCAGCUCUUUUCAGAGCCGAGGCUUUCGGUUAUUGCCCCUGGGAGGCUGGGGAGGAAUAAGACCUUCCUGCUGGAUCUCUCAUGGCUCUAGGAGUGGACAUGUGGACAGUGGAUCCCCUGCAUUUCUGAUCUGAUCUCCUUGGCAAGCUGCAAGAUGAGGGUCCCCCUGCAGACUCUGCCCCUGCUCCUGGUCUUGGGGGCUGUCUGUGCCUCCUCCAAGUUUACUUUCCCUUUAAGGAUCUCCCCUGCAGAGGUUAGGAACACUGUGCCUGUGACCCCCCAGACCCCCAACGAGUUCCUGGGGCUGUCCUUUGCCUCUGACCCCACUGGCAAAAUCAACUUCUUGGCUAUGAUUGACAAUCUGGAGGGGGACUCUGGUAGGGGCUAUUACCUGGAGCUUUCCAUAGGCACCCCUCCCCAGAAGUUGAAUAUCUUGGUGGAUACCGGAAGCAGUAAUUUUGCGGUUGCUGGAGCUCCCGAUCCCUAUAUCACGACGUACUUCAAUUCAUCACGGUCAUCGUCAUACCAGUCUCUGGAUGUUGACGUGUCGGUCCGUUACACUCAGGGAAGCUGGUCGGGUAUUCUGGGAAGAGACGUGAUUGCUAUGCCGCAAGGAGUGAACGGAACGUAUAGGGUUAACAUUGCCUCCAUUCGUGAAUCCGAGAACUUCUUCAUGCCCGCCAUCAACUGGCAAGGAAUUCUGGGACUUGCGUACAAGACGUUGGCUAAGCCGUCAAGCUCCGUGGAGACGUUUUUCGACUCUCUGGUCCAGCAGGCGGACAUCCCCGAUAUCUUCUCCAUGCAGAUGUGCGGGGCCGGCCUGCCUAUCACGGGGAGCGGGACCAACGGGGGCAGCCUCGUCAUGGGUGGCAUUGAGCCGAGUUUAUAUAAAGGCGAUAUCUGGUAUACCCCCGUUACAGAGGAAUGGUACUAUCAGGUUGAAAUUCUCAAGUUUGAAGUUGGCGGCACAAUCUUAAAUCUCAACUGCAUGGAGUACAACUCUGAUAAAGCGAUUGUGGACAGCGGGACGACUCUCCUCCGCCUUCCGGAGAAGGUUUUUGAUGCUAUGGUGGAAGCCAUCAUUCAGACGUCACCAAUACAGAAUUUCAACAAUGAUUUUUGGAAUGGAUUUCAGCUGGCCUGCUGGGAUAAGGAUGAGAAGCCGUGGACCUAUUUCCCAGACCUCUCCAUCUAUUUGAGGGACAUGAAUGCCAGCAGAUCCUUCAAGAUAACUGUGAAACCGCAGCUGUACAUCCAGUCGUUGCUGACGUUCCGGGAAAACCUAAAUUGCUACCGCUUCGGAAUCUCCUCAUCCACGAACGCCUUGGUUCUCGGCGCCACAGUCAUGGAAGGAUUCUACGUCGUCUUCGACAGAGCGGAGAAGAAGGUUGGCUUUGCUAUCAGCACCUGUGCGGAGGUCGAUGGGGUCACGGUGUCGGAAGUCGCAGGGCCCUUCAGUACUCAGGACGUGUCGAGCGACUGUAUCGUCAGGAACCCUCUCAGGGAGCCCGUCAUGUGGAUCAUAUCUUACACUCUCAUGAGCCUUUGCGGCAUCAUUCUCUUGGUGCUUGUCAUCUUGUUGCUUCUUCCAAACCGACGCCACUUCGAUGACCCCGAGCUCGUCAACGACGAAUCUUCCUUGGUGCGCCAUCGCUGGAAAUGA